AUGUGGGUCCUCCUCCGAGGGGCAUACCCCCUCCGAACCCUGCUGCCCCUGCGUGGAGAAUGGAUGGGUCGGAGGGGCCUGCCCCGAAGUUUGGUCCCAGGAUCUUCUCGCAGACGGUACAGGAAAGAGACUCUUCCAGCUUUAGAUGUACCAGUGUUGCCUGUAACUACAACUGAAAUCCGCCAAUAUUUGCGCACCCAUGGGAUCCCCUUCCAGGAUGGCCACAGCUGCCUGCGGGCACCCAGCCCCUUUGCAGGGACCUCACAGCAAAAGGAUCCUGUUGGUAUUGCCACUCCCUUCAGCCUCUUCAUUGACAAGACCACCGGUCGCUUCCUCUGCAUGGCCAGCUUGGCAGAGGGGAGUUGGGAAGACUUCCAAGCCAGUGUGGAGGGGCGAGGGGAUGUGACUAAGGAGGGGGUUCUGCUUAGUGAAACGCCAGAAGCUGUGGAUAGUGAGGAGGUCCGGAGGAUCUGGGACCGAGCCAUACCUCUCUGGGAGCUACCUGAUCCCCAGGAGGUCCAGUUGGCUCGUGUGAUGUUUGCCCUCACUAAAGUGACAGAUGACACACUCAAGCGUUUCAGUGUGCGGUAUCUACGACCUGCUCGCAGUCUUGUUUUCCCUUGGUUUUCCCCUGGAAGCUUGGGAUUACGUGGCCUGAAGCUAUUAGGGGCUGAAGGUCAGGGGGAUGGAGUGCAUUAUGUUGAGACCACCAUUCCCCGGCCUAGUGCCUACCACAAUCUGUUUGGAUUACCAUUGAUCAAUCGCCGAGAUGUUGAAGUGGUAUUGACUAGUCGUGAGCUGGACAGCCUGGCUUUGAACCAGUCCUUAGGGCUGCCCACCCUUGCCCUGCCCCGGGGAACCACCUGCUUACCCCCUUCUUUACUUCCUUACCUGGAACAGUUCAGACGUAUUGUGCUUUGGCUAGGGGAUGAUCUUCGGUCCUGGGAAGCUGCCAAGUUGUUUGCCCGAAAACUGAACCCCAAACGAUGCUCUUUGGUGCGGCCUGGAGACCAGCAGCCCCAUCCCUUGGAGGCCUUGAACCGUGGCUUAAAUCUUUCUCGUAUCCUGCGUUCUGCCCUGCCUGCCUGGCACAAGUCUAUUGUGUCUUUCCGGCAGCUUCGGGAGGAGGUGCUAGGAGAACUAUCAAAUGUGGAGCAAGCAGCAGGCGUCCGCUGGAGUCGCUUUCCAGACCUUAAUCGACUCUUAAAGGGGCAUCGCAAGGGCGAGCUGACAGUCUUCACAGGGCCAACAGGCAGUGGAAAGACAACAUUCAUCAGUGAGUAUGCCCUGGAUUUGUGUACCCAGGGGGUGAACACACUGUGGGGUAGCUUUGAGAUCAGCAACGUGAGACUUGCCCGGGUCAUGCUGACACAGUUUGCAGUGGGACGGCUGGAAGAACAACUGGACAGAUAUGAAGAAUGGGCUGACCGCUUUGAGGACCUGCCCCUCUAUUUCAUGACUUUCCAUGGGCAACAAAGCAUCAGGACUGUUGUAGAUACCAUGCAACAUGCAGUCUACGUCUAUGACAUUUGUCAUGUGGUUAUCGACAAUCUGCAGUUUAUGAUGGGUCACGAGCAGCUGUCCACAGACAGGAUUGCAGCUCAAGACUAUAUCGUUGGGGCAUUCCGGAAGUUCGCUACAGACAACAACUGUCAUGUGACACUGGUCAUUCACCCCCGGAAGGAGGAUGAUGACAAGGAACUACAGACUGCAUCCAUUUUUGGUUCAGCCAAAGCAAGCCAGGAAGCGGACAACGUUCUGAUCUUACAAGACAGGAAGCUGGUAACUGGGCCAGGGAAACGGUAUCUUCAAGUGUCCAAAAACCGCUUUGAUGGAGAUGUAGGUGUCUUCCCACUUGAGUUCAACAAGAGCUCCCUCACCUUCUCCAUCCCACCAAAGAGCAAGGCCCGACUGAAAAAGAUCAAAGAUGACAAUGGACUAGUGGCCAAAAAGCCCUCUUCUGGCAAAAAGGGAGCUAUGCCCCAGAACUCUGAAACAUGCCUGGGCCAGUCCCCAGACCCCUAG
Messenger RNA from Chrysochloris asiatica (Cape golden mole), 2025 nucleotides. It is a transcript of the gene TWNK, whose product is annotated as chromosome unknown open reading frame, human C10orf2. The transcript is spliced from 5 exons. Gene Ontology annotation, cellular component: mitochondrion. The record is from RefSeq and is a predicted model, not a curated record. NCBI's taxonomy places the organism in Eukaryota, Metazoa, Chordata, Mammalia, Afrosoricida, Chrysochloridae. The coding region runs from base 1 to 2025 and encodes 674 amino acids. Gene Ontology annotation, biological process: mitochondrial DNA replication. Gene Ontology annotation, molecular function: 5'-3' DNA helicase activity; ATP binding; single-stranded DNA binding.